This is a messenger RNA of Juglans microcarpa x Juglans regia, 1865 nucleotides long. Its product is annotated as (3S,6E)-nerolidol synthase 1-like. The transcript has 7 exons. Bases 33 to 1820 code for a protein of 595 amino acids. NCBI's taxonomy places the organism in Eukaryota, Viridiplantae, Streptophyta, Magnoliopsida, Fagales, Juglandaceae. The record is from RefSeq and is a predicted model, not a curated record. Gene Ontology annotation, molecular function: magnesium ion binding; terpene synthase activity. Gene Ontology annotation, biological process: diterpenoid biosynthetic process.
UUAACAAAAUUAAUUAUUUGCUUAUUCUUGCCAUGGCCGCCUCCAUGUCCACUAAAACUCUCUUUGCUUUCAUCAAUCCCCCAACUGCUGACAACAGAAUUCAGAAAACUCCGAAUUCGAAUCCCUACAGCCUCGCCUCUAUGCCGAGUGCCCACAAACAUUGGAAAAUUUCCCAAGAUCAUGAUGAUACAUUUACUUCUACUCCUUUAGAAAAUCCAAACUACGGAACUAAGAAGCAUGAUUUUGGCGGGCUCAGCGUCCAACAUCCCCAUAAAUUAGAAGCAUGUAGGCGUGCACUAAGGAAAGUAGGAAAAGAUGAUGGUUUCGAAUGUUUAAACAUGAUUAAUGCCAUCCAACGCCUCGGCAUUGACUACCACUUCGAGGAAGACAUUGAUGCAAUUUUAAAAGGGCAAUAUGCAAAAUACAUUGCUCAUGGUGAUUGCGGUCAGAAUCUUCACGAGGUUGCGCUACGCUUUCGACUGUUGAGACAACGAGGUUACUAUGUUCCUGCCGAUGUAUUUAACAACUUCAAGGACAGGGAGGGAAAGUUUGACAAAGAACUGGAUAACGACAUAAACGGAUUGAUGAGUUUCUUUGAAGCUUCACAGCUAAGUAUAGAAGGAGAAGACAUAUUAGAUGAAGCUAGCAGCUUUUGCGAUCAGCUUCUGAAUGCGUGGCAAAUCAGACAUCCUGAUGACAACCAAGUCAGACAUCCUGAUGACAACCAAGUCAGUGUUGUUGGGAAUACUUUAGGGAAUCCUUACCACAAAAGUUUGGCAAGGUUCAUGGCCAAGAAGUUUUUUGGUAAUUUGAGGGGCACAAAUGGAUUAUGGUUGAAUGAUUUACACCACCUAGCAAAAAUGGAUUUCAAUAUGGUCCAAUCCAUUCACCAGAAGGAAAUUGUUCAAAUCUCCAAAUGGUGGAAAGAUGUUGGUCUGGCACAGGAACUGAAGUUUGCAAGGGACCAACCGCUCAAAUGGUACAUUGUUUCCAUGGCCUGUCUUACAGACCCAGAUCUAUCAGAGGAAAGGGUUGAGCUCACAAAACCCAUUUCUCUAAUCUACAUAAUAGAUGACAUUUUCGAUGUUCAUGGAACGCUUGAGGAAGUCACCCUCUUCACAGAAGCCAUCAACAAAUGGGAUCUUGCUGCAGUUGAGGAGUUACCCGAAUACAUGAAGAUAUGCUUCAAGGCUCUUAAUGACAUCACUGAUGAAAUUAGCCACAAGAUACAUCGAAAGCAUGGGUGGAAUCCUGUAGAUUCUUUAAGGAAGACGUGGGCGAGUUUGUGCAAUGCUUUUCUAGUGGAGGCUCAGUGGUUUUCUUCUGGGCAAUCACCAAAAGCUGAAGAGUAUCUGAAAAAUGCAGUUGUUAGUUCAGGAGUACAUGUGGUACUAAUUCACGUUUUCUUUCUGUUGGGACAUGGAGUAACCAAGGAAACUGUCCAUCUUGUUGACAAUGUACCGGAAAUUAUAUCUUCACCUGCCACAAUUCUUCGGCUCUGGGAUGACUUGGGAAGUGCCAUGGAUGAGAAUCAAGAUGGCCAUGAUGGAUCGUACAUAGAUUAUUACAUGAAAGAACACAAGGAUUCUGCAGUCAAAGAUGCACGAGAGAAGGUCGUCGAUAUGAUUUCAGAUUCAUGGAAAAGACUAAACAAGGAGUGUCUGAUCUCUCCAAACCCAGUUCCAGCAAAAUUCAACGAGGCUUGUCUUAAUAUGGCAAGAAUGGUGCCCUUGUUGUAUAGUUAUGACGACAACCAUGACCUCCCAAGCCUCGAGGAACAUAUGGAAUCCGUGCUUUAUCAAAGUGUGCCAUUAAUGUAGGGUAUCCUAAAGCAUAGAAAAAUAAAAUCCAAGCUUUCUGCUUAA